This is a messenger RNA of Parathielavia appendiculata, 1673 nucleotides long. RefSeq lists its product as uncharacterized. The transcript has 3 exons. NCBI's taxonomy places the organism in Eukaryota, Fungi, Ascomycota, Sordariomycetes, Sordariales, Chaetomiaceae. Bases 33 to 1568 code for a protein of 511 amino acids. The record is from RefSeq and is a predicted model, not a curated record.
GCUUCUUCCCCUUCGCAUCCAUAUAACGUGAAAUGCAUCCGCUUACAAUACGUUGUUGCAGCCACCUCAGGAGUGGCUCAAUACCGAUAUCCAUAAUUGCUGGCCGACAGUGGACUAAACCGAAUCCAUUCAGGAAUCCUUCUCACACUCUUCCGCUCUGGCUUGUACGACGGAACCACGAUGCGCCGUCAGCAGCCAAGGCCAUCGUCAUCGGCGCCGGACCCGCCGGCAUCGCCGUUGUCGGAAACCUUUUUGAAGCCCUUCCGCGUGGUAAAAUAGUGUGGAUAGACCGAGCAUUCGAGGGCGGCAGCGUCGGCCAGUUCCAUCGAGAAUUGCCCAGUUACUCCCCGGCAGGCGAUUAUCUUGAGUAUGCCCGCGCCAUCCAGACCUUUCGGGACAUAUCCGCCGAAGCACAGCAACCAAACGCCGUUACCAAGCUGAGGCAGCUCGAGCGCGAAAUGACCUGCUCCCUCAACUACGCCGCCGACAUGCUCAUGCUCAUGACCGACGGCCUGCUCAAGUCCCCCCGCAUCGAGCCCGUCAUGGGUACCGUGGCUCGCGUAGUUCGCAACCCCAGAAUCAGAGAAUGGACUGUCACCCUCGACACCCCCGAAAUAGGCUUCGACCCCAACCCAGUGACCUUCACCGCGCCCAUAGUGGUAUACUGCACGGGCACGCACCCCAAAGUAACCGCCCUGCCGCUCCCCAUUGACCGGCUGACCGUCGAGACGGCGCUGGCCCCCUCGCGGCUGAAGCUGCUCCUGCCGCGGGACGAGCACCGGCGCGUCGCCGUCUUCGGAUCCGGCCACACCGCCGUGCUUGUGCUGAGAAAUCUGUUCCGGCUGGCGGCCAUCUCGCACCGGAAGCUGCGGAUCCGCUGGUUUACGAGGAGUGAGAAUCUGGUAUAUGCCGAGCCGGAUCCGUACUAUGAUCUGGAUGAGGAUCUUGCUAGUGCGGUGAAGGGGGAAGGGGUUGAAUGGGGCGCCGACAUGCGCGUGAAGAACGAGUCCGGCGGCUUAGCUGGCGAGGCGGCCUGGUUUGCGCGGACGCAGCUCGAGGGGGAGAGGCUGAAGGGAAGCGAUGCGGGCCAGUUUAUCGAGCGUAUUGUGCUGCCACAGGUGGAGGAGGGGCUGAGCGAGCAGGAGCGGGAGGCGAAAGAGCACGAGUUCAUGCUGCAGGGGGGCCACCUCGAGCGCGUGGACCAUGUGGUGCAGUGCAUCGGGUGGGAGAGGGCGCGACUGCCCGAGCUGAGGCCAGGUCUGGGCCCAUGGCGAGGUCCCAUCGGCAAACCGAAGAAGUUGAUAUUCAAUGCCCUGACGGGGUCGUUCUUUCCGAGUGGAGGGAAGAGGAAUGAGGUGGUUGGGUUGUAUGGCGCCGGGAGUGCGUUCCCGGAGUUGGUGCCGACCACGAAGGGGUGGAGGGAGCCGGCGGUCGGGAUAUGGAAGUUUAUGAAGUUUGUCAACAAGAUGGUGCCAAGAUGGGUGCAGGCCACGAAGAAGGGGUAUUUUGCGAAGGAGGACGAUGGUAAGGAUGCGGAGGGGCGGAGAAGGUUCCAUCAAUAUUACUAGGAUGGGUUCCUGUAAGAGAAAGGUGUAGACUGUAACUUAUAAGAAGCCUUUAUGUAUAAUCAUCCCUUGGGUUGGUAGAGUUGGCAAGGUGCAAUGUGUUCUUGU